This is a messenger RNA of Patiria miniata (bat star), 3331 nucleotides long. RefSeq names its product probable ATP-dependent RNA helicase DHX58. The coding region runs from base 189 to 3209 and encodes 1006 amino acids. The record is from RefSeq and is a predicted model, not a curated record. The transcript has 14 exons. Lineage: Eukaryota; Metazoa; Echinodermata; Asteroidea; Valvatida; Asterinidae. Gene Ontology annotation, molecular function: double-stranded RNA binding; zinc ion binding; hydrolase activity. Gene Ontology annotation, cellular component: cytoplasm.
ACGUUGAUAAAAUCGUAAAAAACCAAGCCAAGUGACGACCACACAAAAUAGGUCAUGUAGCACUUGACACUAGAGGAAGAGUCAUGGGUCCUGUUUUCCCUCGCUUAGAUUUUUAAGUCUUUCGUUGAAAUUGAUCUGCAAAUUUGUCGACGGAGAAAAAGCGAAGAUACAAGCGCAAAUUGUAGACCAUGGCUCAAGCUGACUGUUUUGCGGACGAGUACGGAGACAUAAAGUUGAAGAUAAUUACGGAUGUUUUCAGACCGUUUGUGGUGGAAAAUCUCAAUUUGACGUCCGAGUUUUUGUCUCUGCUGUACAGCAAGAAUGGCCUUAAUCACGAAACUAUGGGGCAUACAGAGCAACUUCUUCGGGAGGCAUCUCCUGUCAAUGUGCUCCUGGACCGCCUGGCCAGACUGAACAGAAAAGGAACAUACACUGCUUUUAUUGAAUGCCUGAGAAGUAAAGGGAGUGCCUUCAUUGCUGAUGCCAUUGAGGACAGAGCAGAUGUAGACAGCGAGGCCCUAGAUUUACUAAAGCAUCUGAUACAGGCCUUCCACGAACAACUCAACCAAAUUGAUCCUGCAAGCAUGCUGCCCUACCUCCGCUGCCUGAACACAGAGGAAAAAGAAAGCAUCAGGCAGACAACCCAUAACUUCGGAGACACUAGGGGUGCUGUUUUUCUUCUUGGAAUAAUUUGUAAGAAGGGCAAAGUAGUUGUUGGCCAACUGAUGAAGGGGCUGAGAGAGACGGGACAUGGAAAUCUCGCUCAGAAACUGUCUAAACUGUUUUGCUGCUCUACGUUUGCAGAUGGUGAAAUGGAUGACAACUGCUGUGGUGCCUCAAGCACAUGCACAGGAGCCAUCGUUGAUGACCCAAACAUGUUUCAGAGUGGCACCCCUGCAGAGAAUACUAGUGGAUUUGAUGAGCCGUCAGCAUCCGGUGCCUGUGCCCUGAAACCGGGGGAGCUCAUCCGCAGCUCUGAUCGUGAUACACCGGAGGAUGACUCUUUAGAUGGUGAGCCCAAACUGCUCAGGCUGAGAGGUUACCAAGAGGAGCUGGUUGCAGCGUCUCUGCAAGGCACAAAUUCUCUGGUUGUGGCCCCUACUAACUCUGGCAAGACAUAUGUAGCUGCUCGGUUGGUGCAAGCCUUUCUGGACAGGGAGAGUGGUGUCGGGCCGCGCUUUGGUAAUCCUCCGCAAGUUAUAAAAGAUGGGUCCAACAAAGUAGUCUUUCUUGUCAAUAAUGUUCUGCUGGUCGACCAACAUCUCCAAGUCAUUCAGCUCUUCAUGAGUGACAACAGCAUCAUGGGUCUGAGCGGUGAGACGAGCAACCCUGGCUCGCUGGUUGAUCUGCUGGACGAGCAUGACGUCCUAGUCAUGACGGCUCAGAUCUUGGUCAACGCUCUGCAGGGAGUUAAGGACGAUAACGAGCGCUUGGAGCUCUCCAAGAUUGGCCUGCUAGUGUUUGACGAGUGUCACCACUGCCAGAAAGGUGCACCGUACAACAAAAUAAUGUCACAGUAUUGUGAUAUUAAGCUGUCUUCGCCUCAGACUCAUAGACCUCAGGUUCUUGGGCUGACUGCCUCCAUGGGCGUAGGCAAGGCGAGCAAUCUCUCUGAGGCAGAGUCCCACAUCAUGAAGAUGUGCGCCAACCUGGAUGUUGAAAAGAUCUGCACGGUUCAGGAUCAGCAAAACAAGGAAGAGCUCCGACAGAUCAGGGACAAACCAGAGGAAGAUAUCUUUGAGGUGCCAGGGCGCAAGAAUAAUGGUUUUGCGAAGGCGAUCGUAGAGAUAAUGGAAAAGAUUGAAGCAAGGAUAUCACAAAUCCCAGAGGGUGAGACUUGGCUUAAACAGCCAAAACCAAGGUAUGGCACCCAGGGCUAUGAGCAGUGGCUUGUCGAGAUGGGAAAGCAUUUCAUCGAACAUGUUGCCAAUGAUGAAAAUGGCACAAGACUUGCAACGUGCAAGGACCACUUGAAGGAGUACAAUGCCUGCCUGUACAUCAACCGUGAUGCAAGGACACAGGACGCCCUGGACCACAUCAAAAACUUCCUGGAGAGCCUUGAGCUUAAAACCACGUCGGGCUUCAGUCCAUAUGAACAGCAGUUGGUAGACUUUUUCCAAUCCAAGCAGAAAUGUUUGAAGGCACUUGCAGAGAGUUCACUCCGAGACCUUCAGAAUCCUCUCUUGGAUCGUCUGACCAAGAUCCUGACGGAGACCCUUCUUGGGAGAGCCGAUUCCCGCGGCAUUCUCUUCUGCAAGACACGCGCCACCACAAAGGCCUUGCAUGCGUGGCUGCAGGCAACGCCCAGCCUCCAGUGCCUUCAAGCUGGCAUACUGAUCGGAAGUGGUGGUACCGAAGGUAUGACGACAAAUAAGCAAGGGGAGUUCCUUGAUAAGUUCCGUGAGGGCAAGCACAGAUUGAUGGUGGCCACCUCAGUGGCAGAAGAGGGAUUGGAUAUCCAACAGUGUAACGUCGUCAUCUGCUGCAACUACAUCUCCAAUGAGAUUGGACGAGUCCAGGCCCAAGGAAGAAGUAGGGCACGUGGCGGCAAGUACUUCUUGGUCGUCUCCGAAGAGCUGACACUGACCAGUCGUGAGAUCCAGAACCGCAUUCGUGAAAAGAUGAUGUACAAAGCCACCGAUAGCCUCCAGGAAAAGUUUGAUAUGAACCCCAAGGCGUUCCUGGAAAAGAUUGUUGAGAUUCAGGAAAUGAAUCGCAAUGAACGCCAGGCCAGGGAGCGCGCCUUGGCCCGACUUCAGCACAACAAGGAGCUGAUGGAUGUCAGUCUGAUCUGCCGUAAGUGCAGGCGCCACGCCUGCACGCUGGACGACCUCCGUUGCAUCAAGAAGAACCACCACGUGGUGCUGAAUGCCGCCUUCCUUAAGCAGUGCAGGCUGGUGCCCCACAACAAGCCCUGCCAGUUGUCUGAUAUUGAGAAGCUGAAAAGGAUCAUGUGCGGCAAGCCCACUUGCCCCCAGAAGUGGGGCUCCCAGAUGAAGUUCAAUGACUGCGUCGUUUUUGCGCUGUCCCCAACCAACUUCAUAUUCCAGCCUCUACACAAGAAUAAGCGGGGCUUUAAGGAAUGGAAAUUAGUUCCUUACAAGAUUGCCAAGAUGGACAUGGAGGAACUCCGGGAAGUGAGUUUCACCAUGGAGGUCGAAGAGGAUAACAUCAAUGAGGAUGAUGGGGAUAUCUGGGCACCUCUUUAAAGCUAUGCUCUUGCCACCCUAAAUCUCCAAAAAAAUGGUAGUGCUUGAUGUUUGUUCUAAGUUUCAAGUUUAUACCACAAUGAAGAGGAAGAGUCGUGGAUAAUUAAAAGUCCAGAAGAAAA